This is a messenger RNA of Haplochromis burtoni (Burton's mouthbrooder), 661 nucleotides long. Its product is annotated as acanthoscurrin-2. Lineage: Eukaryota; Metazoa; Chordata; Actinopteri; Cichliformes; Cichlidae. The record is from RefSeq and is a predicted model, not a curated record.
CGGUGCUCCUUGUUUCCUAAUCUCGCCCGUGCGUCCCUGUUUCCUCCCCACGGGACUCAUUUAACUUUGAUCUAAUCAAAUCUAAUCUAAUCUCGCUUUCUCUCGCCGCUCGCGCUUUCAUUUUCUCUCUCUCACAGCCGCCGUGGCCGUGCGGCACGCUCCCGUCAUCACGUCAGGAGGAGGCAGCCUGCUGGUGCUGAAGCUGACGAGGAUGAGGACGAUGAUGGCGGUGACGGAGGAACAGCGCUGAGUUCGCUCCGCUCAGUUUUCUCUCACUUCUUCUCCCUCCUUCUUAGUUCUUUUUUUUUUGACUGCAUAAGUAAAACACAAAACGUAGCGAUACAAAAAAGCGACACCGCCGAUUUGACCUAAUACCUUUCUCCACACCCCUCCCGUCUCCUGAGUCGAGACCGAGAUGGGGAACGAAGCGAGCAUGGAGGGCGGCGGGCAGCCCGGGGAGCCGGGAUCCGCUGGGAUGAUGGGGUCGAUGAUGCCUGGAGGACCCUCGCAGGGACCAGGACAGCACAUGAAGCCGGUCAACGGAGCAGCUGCCGGUGGAGGAAUGGGAAUGGGAGGCCCCGGGAUGGGAAUGACAAGGGGUCCAAUGGGUUCAAUGGGUAGUCCCAAGCCUGGCAUGCAACAAGGAGGCCAUGGAGGAGGA